Messenger RNA from Fonsecaea erecta, 1125 nucleotides. RefSeq lists its product as hypothetical. NCBI's taxonomy places the organism in Eukaryota, Fungi, Ascomycota, Eurotiomycetes, Chaetothyriales, Herpotrichiellaceae. The transcript is spliced from 5 exons. Bases 1 to 1125 code for a protein of 374 amino acids. The record is from RefSeq and is a predicted model, not a curated record.
AUGUCUACCACCGUGACGACAAGCGCUGAAGUGGGGACGGAGUAUGAAUACUUCUUCCGCGAUGGGACGAUGAACAACCGGCGAAAGGUCCUCCGCGGCGAAGAAGCCGUCGAGACAUUUGACGAGAUCCCACUCGUCGAUGUCGGCGGCAUCUUCAGCGACAAGUACGAAGAACGACUGCUCGCUGCCAAGGAGAUUGCCGAUGUGUGCAAGACCGUGGGCUUCAUGUACAUCAAGAAUCAUGGAAUAUCGCAAGAACUGAUCGACAAGAUGUUUGAGCUUUCUCGCAAAUACCAUGCCCAGCCUCUCGCCGUGAAGAAAGAGCAGGACGUGUACAAGUCCCCGACGUUGCGGGGGUAUGAGAUUCAUUACACCAAAACGCCGAACGGCGAUGCAGUCAAGAAGGGGUCAUUUCUCUACAGUUACGAGCCUGAAAACGACCCGCAACCACCAACCCUGACCCCGGAACAACGCGAACAGUGCAUUGGAAUUCACAAUCAGUGGCCGGCACACUUCCCAGAAUUCAAGACCACGCUGCUCCAAUACCAGGCUGCACUCCUGACACUCGCCCGUGCGUUACUGAGAACCUUUGCCCUGGGUCUGGGGGCCGAAGAAGACUAUUUCGACUCUCUUGUGACGGCGCCUUUUGUCUCGAUUAUUCUCCAGUACUACCCGCCCCGAGCGCCCGGCUCGGCAGACCUAGACGGGCUAGGUGCGCACAGCGAUUUCGAAACGUUCACCAUCUUGAACCAGGACAUGGUCGGAGGUCUCGAGAUCCUCAACAAGAACGGGAUCUACGUUCCCGCCAAACCCAUCCGGGGGACCUUUGUCGUGAACGUGGGAGACUUCCUGCAAAGAAUCUCAAACGACACCUUUGUCUCGACGGUCCACCGUGUUCGCAACGCUUCGGGGGUAGAACGCUACUCCAUUCCAUUCUUCUUCAGCUUCAACAUGGACGCUGCAGUGCCGGUCAUGCCAGCUUGUACGUCAGAAGCCAACCCAGCCAAAUACGAGCCGCGAAAUCUGCACGAGUACACGGCCCUGAGACGGAAGCGACAGAGAGAACAGCACGAGAAGGGCAUUCAUGACACUCUUGGUGAGCCAUUGCUGGUUCGAUACAGCUGA